UAUAUAGUCUCCAAUUACGUUCCGUGAGCAGGUCGAAGUUGUUUUUAUGUGCCAUUGUAUACCUCCACAAUGACGAGCGUGAUAUAUCCCACUGGCCUGUGUUGAUGGUGUUCUGUCGUUUUCUGGUGCAGCAGCCCAUCACACUGCAGACCAUUCAGGGUCUACAGGGCUCGGCAUCGGGCCACCUGCUAUUUAAGACGGAGAAUGGCCAGCUGAAGCUGAUCCAGCUGCCGGUCCAGGGCGGCACCACCUCCGCUGCCGUCUGCUAUGUGGGCACCUCCACCACGUCAACGCCCAUGUACAAGCAGAGCCCGGUGCAGGCGGCCACCACCCCGCGGACAGCAGUGGCCGUGUCGGCCGCGCCCGCCGUAGCCGCCCCCGCACAGCCCACAGCCCAGCCGGCGCAGGGCGCAAUGGCGGCCGACACGGCCAAGCUCAAGUGCAAGAACUUCCUGUCGACGCUGCUGCGGCUGGCCAAGGACCAGCCGGACACGGUGGAGCGCAACGUGCGCACGCUGAUCCAGAGCCUGAUCGACGCGCGAGUCGAGCCCGAAGCCUUCACCAGCCGGCUGCAGCAGGAGCUGAAUUCGUCGCCGCAGCCCUGCCUGGUGCCCUUCCUCAAGAAGAGCCUGCCGUUCCUGCGCCAGUCGCUGUUCAGCCGCGACAUCACCAUCGACGGGGUGAAGCCGCCGCCGCAGUCGGCGCUCCCUCCGGUGGCGCUGCGGCAAAACAAAAAACUCAACUUCAAGUCAUCGUUCGAGUCUGGCCAUGACGACGACAUCAACGAUGUGGCGGCGAUGGGCGGCGUCAACCUGCAGGAGGAGUCGCAGCACAUCCUGGGCAGCACCGAGUACGUGGGCACGCAGAUCCGCAGCAUCAAGGACGACACGUUCCUGCCGAGCGCCGCGCUCCAGCUCAAGAUCCGCCGCAUCGCGAUGCGGCACGGUCUCGAGGAGCCCGGCCCGGACGUGGUGGCGCUCGUGUCGCACGCCACUCAGGAGCGGCUCAAGACGCUGCUCGAGCAGCUGGCCGCCAUCGCCGAGCACCGCAUCGAGGUGGUCAAGUCGGAGCCGGGCUACGAGGCCUCGCGCGACGUGCGCGGCCAGCUGCGCUUCCUCGAGGAGCUCGACAAGCUGGAGCAGAAGCGGCACGAGGAGACGGAGCGCGAGGUGCUGCUGCGCGCCGCCAAGAGCCGCUCCAAGACGGAGGACCCCGAGCAGGCCAAGCUCAAGGCCAAGGCCAAGGAGAUGCAGCGGGUGGAGAUGGAGGAGGUGCGACAGCGCGAGGCCAACUUGACGGCGCUCAAGGCGAUCGGGCCACGCAAGAAGCCGCGGCUCGAUGGCGAGUCGGCCGCUUCCGACACCCCCACCGUCAGCGGCGCGCUCAGCCAGAGACAGAUCCCGCUGCGGCCGCGUUUGAAGCGCGUCAACGCCCGAGACCUGCUGUUCGUGCUGGAGCAGGAGAGAGGCCUGCAGCGCUCGGAGCGGCUGUUCCAGCUGUUCCUCAAGUAGCGGCGCCGC
Messenger RNA from Pollicipes pollicipes, 1520 nucleotides. Its product is annotated as transcription initiation factor TFIID subunit 4. Gene Ontology annotation, cellular component: transcription factor TFIID complex. The record is from RefSeq and is a predicted model, not a curated record. The transcript is spliced from 10 exons. The coding region runs from base 105 to 1511 and encodes 468 amino acids. Gene Ontology annotation, molecular function: DNA binding; RNA polymerase II general transcription initiation factor activity; protein heterodimerization activity. Gene Ontology annotation, biological process: transcription initiation at RNA polymerase II promoter; DNA-templated transcription. NCBI's taxonomy places the organism in Eukaryota, Metazoa, Arthropoda, Thecostraca, Pollicipedomorpha, Pollicipedidae.